UUUUCCCUUUUCAUUUCUUUUGUUUCUCUCUCUCCCCUCUCUCUCUCUCUCUCGAUCGCCGGAGCUAAUAUUUUUCUCCGAUCACAAUUAAAGUCUCCGCAUUUCUCCGUUUCGAUCGUUCUCCGAUCGAGAAUUUGUUGACUGGUCGGGAUUUGUCGCAGUUUUCUUUAGCUUUCUCCCGCCGCGGGCAUGGUUUGAUCGGCGUUGCCUGAUCCGUCUGGUCGAAUUCCAGAAGGUAUACGAAUGUCUUCUUCUUCAUCCAAUAAACCCAACUUGAGAAAAAAGAUGAUUCGUGAUCGGUCAGAAUUCGGGGUUCAGAUUCGGAGAUUGAUUGUUAUAUCGAUCAGAAUAUCCUGCAGAUGGAUUCGCCAUCAUCCCUUUCUCUUGGGCUUUGUCGGUUUCCUGAUUCUCCUGUACAGAACUUCUCCUGUCGUGUUCUCUUUGUUGGUGUCUGCAUCUCCUGUUGUGAUCUGUACUGCCGUUUUGCUUGGCACAAUACUGAGUUUCGGGCAGCCGAACAUACCUGAAAUCGACAAGGAGCCCGAAGUUGUCCAUGAGGCUUCUCUUUUCAGAACAGAUGUUGCUAGGGACGCCAUUGUUGUUGAGAGAGAGGACAAGGGUUUUGCGGUAGAGAGAUUCAUGAACAAGGAGAAAGAUGUAUCGGAUGCUGGAAAUGAUGAUGGUGGUGGUGGUAGAUUAGGAGAGAGCCAUGUGAGUGAAUUUGAGGAAGAUACUCUCUCGUUUGAUCAUAGACCUUCGGUUGACGAGACUCCGAACGAGAGCAAACGCAUGAAUCAGGUUAUGUUCGAGUUGGCACCCCUUGUGGUGGAGUCAGGUAAGAAGGUGGAGGAGAAACUGAUAGAAAACAAUGGAAAACAAGGGAGGGAAGCUGGUGGAUCUUCAGAAGAUGUGAUGGAUGAUGCCAGGGAUGAACAGAUGGAUUUAUCUCCAGUCUCACCUUGGAGACCAAUGAGGCAUGAUGAUGACGAGGACGACGAUGCUGAUCGUGAUGACUCAUUGGAUUCUGAGUCUGAUGGUGCAGAGAGUUCCUCCCCCGAUGCUUCCAUGACAGACAUAAUACCAAUGCUCGACGAGCUUCACCCUCUUUUACAUUCGGAAGUUCCGGAUCCUGCUAACCUAUCCCAGGAAGGAUCAGACGCUGCUUCAGAGGGCCCUCAUAGGAGUAGUAGUGAUGAAGGGGUUGAAUCUGAUAUUGAAAGUGAAGGGAUUGAAUCUGAUAUUGACAGCAAAGACCAUGGAAAAGAGGAAGACAGCCAGAAUGACAAUGAAGAGGAUGAAGGAGACGAAGAAGAAGAAGAAGAAGGAACAAAGGAAGACAAGGAGGAUGAAAGUAAAUCAGCAAUUAAAUGGACGGAGGAUGACCAAAAAACUGUUCUUGAUCUUGGAAGUCUCGAGCUUGAAAGAAACCAAAGGUUGGAGAAUCUUAUUGCAAGGAGAACGGCUCGUCAAAGUAUGAAACUGAUGUCUGAGAGGAAUCUUAUUGACCUUGACGGCGUUGAUACUCCCUCUAAUGUCCCACCCAUUUCAACCGCAAGGCGUAAUCCAUUUGAUCUGCCUUAUGAUUCGUAUGAUGAUAUGGGGUUACCACCUAUCCCUGGAUCUGCCCCGUCUGUUUUGGUGCCGAGGAGAAAUCCUUUUAGUAUUCCGUACGACCAAAAUGAUGAAAAGCCAGACCUCAAAGGUGACAGUUUCCAGGAAGAAUUCUCGCCAUUCCAUCCAAAUGAACCGGUUUUCAGAAGACAUGAAAGUUUCAGUGUGGGAGCAUCAAUGCUUGGAGGUCCUAGACAAGACAGGAACGGCAGGCUACGGCCCUUUUUUGUGCUAGAAAAGUUAGCUAAUGAGGGAACAAGCUAUUACGGAUUUGAGAGACAGCUGAGCGGAGUUAGCGAGUCAAAAGACAGUUCUGUUCCCGAUACCGAAUCUGUGAGCACGGGCCUGGAGGAUGAUGACAAGAAGGUGCAUGAACACGAGGUUGAUCGAGGAAUUGGAAUGUCUAGUGCUGAUCCAGCCUCUGACCAUGAGGAUGAUGAGAAGAGCCAUUCGUCAGAAGAUGUCGAUUUCAGUGAACAAGCUGGUAGCCGGAAUCUUCACAAUGGUGUGGCGGAGAUAACACUGGGUGGCGGAGAAAGUCAUCAUGAGGAGCAAUCAAACAUGAUAGAAGGAGAAAAUUCUGGUAAAGAUGACGAUGAUCACAGUGAUAGCGCAUCAUCUUCAUCAGGAGAAGAAGAAAAGAUUCCUGAUCUUAAGGAGAGAGAAUCAUCGAUGAGAUUGGAGCAUAGAGUUGAUCUUAGCAAACAAUCGGGUAUCCCUCUCGGGCAUUCUUUUGGAGAAUCAGAUAUGCAAUUGGCAAGAAUGGAUGAUGAUGAACAUCAUGAUAAACAGUCUGGUGAGGGCUCGUUCAUUACUGCACAACCUUCGCUCGAGGAAUCAGAGCUUCAUACUCUUUGCAGCUUGGUGGAUGAUCAUCACCACAAAGGACCUGUAUAUGAUUCAAGUCCUCCCUCAGCUAGUAGAGUCCCGUCUUUUUCCUCAGUAUCUUCUGAUAACCAAGGAGAGAUACCUAGACAGAGUGGGGAGCAAGUAGGGGAAAGUGAGGAUAAAGAACCGGAAGUUUACUCGGAAUGCACAGAUCAAAGACCUUCGGAUCUUGAGGAAGUUCAUUCUACUUCCGCUGUGAAUACUUCUGGUGAAAUUGUAUCAAGAACGAGUGAAGCAGUGGGAGUGGUCAGCCUUUCCACUGUUGAGACUGGACUUGGUGAUCAAAAUGAUUCGAUGAUUUCAUCCCCUGUAUUCGAGGAUGCCCCAUUUGAUCCAUCUUCUCUGUCUCUCGACAAGAAUGACACUGUUUCUCGCCGUGAGGAUAACACCCCUUUUUCUGUUUCUGUUCAAGAGGACCGAGAAGACGUCAAAGAGACAGUCGAUACCAGAGGUUCAGAUAAUGUUAUGUCUUCUGGAGACUUGGCUUCUCCUACAGAACAGGAAGCACCAACUGCAAUGGAGGUUGGACAUUUCUCAACUCAUCAGACAUGUCCACAUUUGGACACUGGAGACACAAGGGAGAAUCCGACAAAUCUGGAAGAAACACUUGAUGUUUUGCACGACCAAGCAGAAACGUCUGGAAACAUGUCAGUAGCUGAAGGAAUAACACAUGAAGAAGAGGAAGCUCCAAAGCUAAAAGGCCAAGCUUCUGUGACCUUUGAUGCAGACGUUCCAGUUGAUAGUUACUCUACUUUGUCUUCUGGAGCAGUUGAAUAUGUUGAGACACACUCGUUUAAUGACGAGCUAGCUCAGGGCCAAUCAUCAAUUUCUGAUAAGAAGGAAGAUUCUUGUCUUAACCGGACCAUGGACAUCGAAGUAGACUCUGUAAAUGCCAGUGCUCGGAAUGUGCCUUCUGGAGAAACAUCAUCUCCAUCUGAAUCAAAUCGAGAACUGACGUGGUCAGAUAAAUCAGUUGUUGAACAAUCAACCCUUGAACACAGCGAGCAUCAACAACCAACUCGGACAGGCCCUGUUAGUGUUGUCUUCUCUAGAAACAUUACUUUCCAUGAGUAUCACGAUGCGGAGGAAACAAUCGAGUUAUCUUGUCUGACUUCUGCCUCAUCCUCGCCUCCUCCGGAAUCUCCCGAGUAUAAAACACCUAUGGUUGGUGAAGCUAGUAGUGCGGAAUUUUUCCAUGAAACGAUAUACGAGGAGCUCGAUCAUGUAUCAGAAUCAGAACCAUUACGCCAACCAACAGAGUUACAUGCAAUAUCUCAUAGCCCUCCAGAAGUUAUCAAUGAGGCAGACGAGAUAAAGGAGAUCGAUGAAGGUAUCUUGUCUGAACUUGACACGAUUGGAGACUUCAGUGUUAAGGAAGUCAUUACGGAUUCUGAACCCGGGCCAUCCACGAGAGAACCAGACAUUGCUGCAGAAAGGACGGAGGUUCUGCCUGUUCUUGAAGCGAGAUCAGUUGAAGAUAUACAAUCCGCUUUCCAGCAGAUUCGCGAAGGAUCUGAGGUUGAUGAGGUUAUUCUUCCGAGCACUGUUCAAGAUCAGCUAGCUCUGGAAACAUCCGAAAAUUCAGGAGAGACGAAGUCAGAGCUAGAAGUUGUGGAAGCUAGGUCAAUGGAAGAACUCGAUAAAGCAAUGAAGCAACCUAUGUCACCAGAAUCAGAAGAUGGCUAUGCAGAAUUCAGGAGCGGGGUUAAACCCGAGUCACCAUUGUCCUCAGUGGAGGAAAGAUCUGCCGAUAACGCAAACGUUCCUAUGAACAAUGCACCUGAAGAUGGGAAAGAAGAGGCAGAACGUGAAGUAAAGAAGUCAUUGGAUGUUUCCACUGUCGAAGUUACAUCACGGGAGGAGGUUCCGGAAGCUUCUGAACCGAAGGAGAGGAUCGCCACAGAAAUCACCACAUCUGAACGAGCGAUUCCUGCAGUAGCCACCGGCUCUAAUGAUGAAGAAAGAAGCUCCCUUUCCACCUCGGGAGCGAAACCCGAAACGGGUGAGGAGGUUGAGGUCGCUGCACAGAGUUCUGAGGCAAAAGGAAAGAAGAAGGAAUCGAAAUCUGAUUCUUCGAGCUCGAGCGACUCUGAUUAAAUCCGAGGUUAUGCAUUUCAUAAUAAUCUUCAUUUGCAGGGGUUUUCUGUCCUGAGUCUUGGUGUUUUUUUUUCCACUCUUUGUGGGGUUGGUUCUUUUUCUUCAUUGUGCUUUUGUGAUUUUAUUAAUUGGUUGGUUGAUUUUGUAUCUCAUAAAAAGUGUUUUUGUGUUAAAAUUUUUAUUUUCUUGGAUAUGAAGGGACAUUGUAAAUCUUGGAGUUCUCUUUCGCAAGGAAUGCGUUUUCUACUUGGUGUC
Tarenaya hassleriana is the source of this 4851-nucleotide messenger RNA. RefSeq names its product serine-rich adhesin for platelets-like. The record is from RefSeq and is a predicted model, not a curated record. Lineage: Eukaryota; Viridiplantae; Streptophyta; Magnoliopsida; Brassicales; Cleomaceae.